Molecule: messenger RNA, 908 nt
Organism: Paraglomus brasilianum
Lineage: Eukaryota; Fungi; Glomeromycota; Glomeromycetes; Paraglomerales; Paraglomeraceae
Source: the annotation of a GenBank genome assembly
AACAUACCUCAUCAGUUAUCGACAAUAUUGAAGUAGUAUCUCCACCCGAUCAAAGGACAGGAAGGAAUAUGAAACAUAUCAGCAAAACCCUGGUAAAGCAGUUUGCAGAAGAACUGGGGAUGAUAGUACAUGACGCUCCUCAAAAGUCACUUGACGGUUGGAAGCCCCCAUCUUUGUUUGAUCUUGGAAUAGUUGUGUCAUUUGGGUAUUUUAUCCCGGCAAGUGUAUUAAAGACGUUUAGCAAAGGUGCCAUAAAUGUUCAUCCUUCUCUUCUACCAAUGUAUAGGGGUGCGUCGCCAAUACAAUAUUCUAUACUAAACGGAGACAUUGAGACUGGGAUUACUAUUCAGGAACUGCAUCAUGAAGUGUUUGAUGCAGGCCGAAUAUUGAGACAGAUAAAAAUGUCCAUUCCACCCAGGUCAACCUAUAAAUCGCUUGAAUCGGUACUUGCCGAACAAGGAGCAGAGCUAUUAAUAGAUACAAUCAAAGAUUUGGACAUGAUUCGUUCUAAAGUAAGAGAACAAGACUCUGAAAAAGUCACGUAUGCUCGUAAGAUCCAGAAAGAGAUGUCUUAUAUCAAUUGGUUCGAUCAGACAGCAGAAGAGAUCGAGAGGUUGCAUCGAGCAAUUUCACAUCAGUAUACACUCCGUACAACAUUUCUUGAUAGACAAAUCCAACUUACUUCUGUCUCUCUCCCACCUUCCGAUUCUCUCCCAUUAACACAAUCACCCUUAUUUCCAGGUACAUUGUUUUAUGACAAGCACUCCAAAAAUCUUCUCAUUGCUUGCAAGGAUAACUCGUUUAUAUCUUGCGAUAGAGUGAAAAUGGAACUCAAAAAGGAUAUUGAUGUUAAAGAUUGGGUUAAUGGUUAUGAUAUUGUUAGUGGAGAGACAAGGUUUGGCACUUGA